Penicillium oxalicum is the source of this 1242-nucleotide messenger RNA. RefSeq names its product SMP-30/gluconolactonase/LRE family protein. Bases 1 to 1242 code for a protein of 413 amino acids. The transcript is spliced from 9 exons. The record is from RefSeq and is a predicted model, not a curated record. Lineage: Eukaryota; Fungi; Ascomycota; Eurotiomycetes; Eurotiales; Aspergillaceae.
AUGAUCGGCAGACAGUCGGCCGCCAAGGGCAGUGACGAAGAUUGGACUACUGCUCUGGCUCUUCUGGGGCCAUCCGGAGCCCAAGCGAGCAAACUACCGGCCCAGGCCCAAGUCAUCAAUCAGAAAGCCUUCAAUGUGCUCAACAACACCCAACCGCCCGCGGUGUUCAAUGCCGACAAUAUCUUCGUUCCUCCCGGCUAUACUGAGCAGGAUCUGACGGAACGUCCUUUCCACGUGUACGAUGAGGAGUUUUUGAAGAUUAUUGGGAAGGGCCCGACUUUGACACGAAUCGCACACUCGCCAAAAGACCCAUUGUAUCACGAGGCUGUGGUCUGGUCGAAAAAAACAGAUGAAGUCUUCUUUGUCCAAAAUGCUGGUGCCAAAGCCUCCGGCACCGGGCUCAACAAAUCGGCCAUCAUUGAGAAAAUCUCCCUCUCCGAGGCCGCGGCAUACUCCAACCAAAGUGAUGCCUCCGGUCGUGUCAAGGUGUCCACUGUCCCCUCAUCUCCUAUGGUCAUCAACCCGAAUGGUGCCACCAACUACCGCGGCGAGAUUGUUUUCGCCGGAGAGGGUCAGGGGAACAGCUCACCUCCUGCAUUGUGGGUGAUGAAUCCGCAAAGUCCCUACAACACGACUGUCCUUCUGAACAACUUCUUUGGACGUCAAUUUAACUCCUUGAACGAUGUGGCCAUUCAUCCCAAGAGCAAGGACGUCUAUUUCACCGACACCAUCUAUGGUUACGUGCAGGAUUUCCGUCCCUCCCCGGGUCUACGGGACCAGGUCUACCGGUUGAACCCGAGUACUGGCGCUGUCACCGUAGUUGCGGACGACUUUGGCCAUCCUAAUGGCUUCACCUUCUCACCCGACGGCAAAUACGCCUAUGUCGCCGACACUGGUAUCAACUAUGGUUUUUACGGAAUGAACUUUACCCAGCCUGCUUCCAUCUACCGAUUCAAUGUCAACGAAGACGGUACUCUAGACAACCGCAAGAUUUUUGCAUUUGUGAGCCCCGGUGCUCCCGAUGGUGUGCACUGUGAUUCCAAGGGAAACGUCUACGCUGGAUGUGGCGAUGGAAUCCAUGUGUGGAAUCCAUCUGGCAAACUCAUUGGCAAGAUCUUCCUCGGAUCGACCACAGCCAAUUUCCAAUUUGUGGGAGAUGGUCGCAUGGUCAUCUGCGCUGAGACUGACCUGUACUAUGCGACAGUGGCUGCGGAUGGGAAUUAUGUGGAGAGUGAGAUGUAG